AAUGGCGGUAUGCUGAUUAGUUGGGUGCAUCGGCAUUCUCGGUGGGAGAAGUACGGAAGCGAGAUCAUUUCGCUAGUUCCCUGCAUUCCGGGGCGCACAGUUCUUUGGACUCGUUCAGCCGAGGUGGCAAGGCAACUCGUGGCGAACAAAAGCGACUUGGAUAAGAUACCUGAACAGGUGUCUACUCUUGGGUACAUAAAUAGUGCCACUGUUGGAAUGGGAGCUGAUACUUGUGGCGAGUCGGUGUUUUCAUCUUAUCGUGACCGCUGGCCGAGACAUACACGGAUAGUCUCACCUGGAUUCAACAAUAAGCUGUAUGAACAAGUCUGGAAUGAAAGCCUUCGCACUUACUACGAGAUGAUCCAAACUGAGAGUUGGCCCGUUGAGCCUGGGAUUUCCUGUACUUCCCCAGACGCAAUCGCCAUGACUUCCAAGAUUGCCCUUUACCUCAUCGCCUCUUGUGGGUUUGGGAUGACUCUUUCGUGGGAGGAGACCGUGGGUGAACGAAUCUGUGGCAUGACCUUACCGGAGUGCUUCCAUAUCGCUUCGGCUUCCAUGAUCCCGCAGCUCUUCUUCCCUAAGCGGAUGUUCCACUUGCCGAUCAGAGCCAAAAUUUAUGAAUCCAACCUCGUCAUCGAGUCCAUUCUCUUGCGCAUCAUCGAAAACCGUCGACGUCAAGGGCCGACAUUUGAACAGAAGGAGAGUCGUAAAGAUGUAUUCAGCCUGCUUCUCACAGCAAAUGAAGCUGAAGCGGAUAGCAAUAUGGCACUCACUGACACAGAGCUCGUCAGUAACAUAUUUUUGUUAAUGCUUGCUGGGCAUGAAACGACGAAACUCAUCAGCAAUGUCUUCCUCCUUCUGGUUGCCGGUCACGAAACUACCAGCCAUGCACUAGCGUCGUCUCUUGGGUUGUUGGCUUGCCAUCCGGACGUGCAGGAAAAAGCAUUUCAGGAGAUUGUGUCCAUUGUGCCAGACGGGCGAGAUCCAACUUAUAACGAGUCCGAAUCACUUCGAUAUGUUCAAGCAUGUUUUCUCGAGGGGAUCAGGAUAUUUCCGAGUGUCGCUGGCUUGCCUCGGUGUGCAACUGUCGACACAUCCCUGCAAGUGCCCGACGGUGCUGAUCGCAAGGAUAUAUUCAUAAAGAAAGGCCAGUACAUGGUUCUUGACCUAUUCGCCAUCAGCUAUAACUCCGCCUACUACCCAAAUCCGGACCAGUAUAUCCCCGAACGCUGGCUGGAUCCCAACACAGAGCCAGGCAUAAACUUCAGCACCGGCCCUCGGGUAUGUGUCGGUAAGAAGUUCGCCCUGACCGAGGGGACCGCAAUUCUCGCGAUGAUCAUUCGAGAUUGGAAGAUCGAGCCGAUGUUGAAGGAUGGAGAGAGUCUGCAGGAAUGGAGAUUGCGCUGCUUAGAUAACUCCGUUGCUAACUCGCUUGGGUUCGGGCCCACUUCGUUUCCGUUGCGCUUUAGGAGGCGGAUUUGACGUGAAUGGUGAUGGUACGCGUCGUCGAGUAAGUAUAUGCCGGGAGAGCAGAACAUAAAUGCUGAAUUCAAUGUGCGACCGAUAGAUUGAGACCUAGCCGAAAGUCCACAGUAUCGUCACAUGGUUGGCGAUUGUUGCCCAAAGUGUACGAGUGCCCUUCUCCUCGCGUCCACUGUGCACAAUCACCGUGUCGAGAGUCGGCAAUCCUCUCUUCUGCCAGGUUUGAACGAAAUCCGGGAGAUCUUGCUUAUCGCAGUCCGCACUGAGGGAAAGUUCGAAAGUCCUCAGUCGGCCGAGGAAUAUGCGGCCUGUGGCUGCCUGGUGUUCUAUCCCGCGUAUCAACCUUCUCAAUAUCCCACGCCCUGCGAUCGUAGAUAGUGCGAGUCCAUUAACAUUCGGGAUCGCCUCGAGGGCUUCGUAUAUCCCGUGCCAUUCCCAGUGGCACUUGUCAAAGCGCAUCUCCCGGAGUGAUGGGAUACACGGUACGUUCGGGAGUGGACUGUCGAUCCCAUACGCGCCGUAUAGGUGUAGGGAAGCAAGGCUGGGAAGGGAGAACGACGAGAGGAGCGCGCGGAUGUCUCCUCCUUUCAUAUGGGCAAGCUUGAUGGACUUGAGAUCCGGCAGGCAGGUGA
This is a messenger RNA of Dacryopinax primogenitus, 2114 nucleotides long. Its product is annotated as cytochrome P450. The transcript has 8 exons. Lineage: Eukaryota; Fungi; Basidiomycota; Dacrymycetes; Dacrymycetales; Dacrymycetaceae. The record is from RefSeq and is a predicted model, not a curated record. Gene Ontology annotation, molecular function: heme binding; oxidoreductase activity, acting on paired donors, with incorporation or reduction of molecular oxygen; monooxygenase activity. The coding region runs from base 10 to 1482 and encodes 490 amino acids.